GGAAGAGGGAGUGUCUUUAAUAGUGUUCUCACUGAGGCACCGCAGACACGGCUCAACACGGCAAGAAACUGAAACACAGUCUGACUUGCAAAGCAAGCCUAACCAGGAGCUCUCUCCAGCUUAUUUCCUGUACUUGGAGGCCAUCUUGAGUUGACGGACUUACUGCUUACAGAAGCGUUUGUUUGCUUUUUCUCAUUUGUUACAGUUGCUUUUUUUGUCCCCAGUGUGUUUCCUUGAAGUUUGGACGUUUUCCUCUUCAAAGCUGCUUUGGAGUAGUGAGGGAACAGGAAGCAGCAGCAGCAGGAGGAGGUGUAGAGGACAUUUAGUUUCAAAGCUAAACUUUAUCUUUAUUUCUCACCUGCUUCUUCUCUGGAAUGGAAGCCGUAUAGAGGAGCUUUUCCGUGAAAGGGAGGGCUAGAAGAAAGAGGAGCCACUUCCUGGAAAGGGAUCAGUUGUUUUUAAGCUCUAGUAGACACGGGACACACAGCAGGGACGGCCACUUUUGAUGAGUGAGUGACUGCUGGUGUGUGGAGGUGAGUUUGCUGCCUCACACUAGCCAGUCUUAUCUCUUGUGACUGUCUUUGACUCUUCGGCAUGGCCAACGUCAGUCCCUUCAUGUCUCCGGGACCCAUUUCCCAGGUCUUCUUCCCCCCGGGAGGUACAUCUCCACCUGGGUCAGUGGUGAUGCAGCAGGGGACACCGGUUUCUGUCCAUAACUCUCAAACCCCAGGGUUUCCUACAGUGGAGAUGGGGGUUGCCCCAGCUCCCGGUGGGGCAUCUGGAAUAACAUCUGGGCCUCCGGCACCAGCCGGUGUCUCCUUCAUGAUACAGAUUGGGCUUACUAGAGAAUCUGUGCUUCUACCCCAGACUGCAGACCUGGCCUACAUCAAACAAAUUUCUUGCUCAAUUGUGGAUCAGAAGUUUCCUGAAUGUGGCUUUUAUGGGAUCUACGACAAGAUCCUCCUCUUCAAGCAUGACACCAGCAGCAGUAACAUCCUGCAGCUGGUCAAGGCCGUGUCGGACAUCCAGGAGGGCGACUUGGUGGAAGUCGUUUUGUCCGCUGCUGCUACAUCCGAGGACUUCCAGAUUCGUCCUCACGCGUUAAACGUGCACUCCUAUCGCGCCCCGGCGUUCUGCGAUCACUGCGGCGAGAUGCUCUUCGGCCUGGUGCGUCAAGGACUCAAAUGCGAUGGUUGUGGACUGAAUUACCACAAGCGCUGCGCUUUUAGCAUUCCCAAUAACUGCAGCGGGGCGAGGAAGCGGCGGCUGUCCACCACGUCCCUCACCAGCAGUCAGUCUCUCCGUCUGUCCACCGCGGAGUCCCUCAGUAGCCUCAACAGCAGCGUGACGUCUGAAGAAGCCAGCCUCAUCCGAUCGCACACCCAGAUGCCCCGCACCCCCAGUGAGGCCAGGCGCUUUUACACGGGACGGCCCGUCCACCUGGACAAGAUCCUCAUGACUAAAGUGAAGGUCCCGCACACAUUCGCCGUCCACUCGUACACGCGUCCCACCGUGUGUCAGUACUGCAAGAGACUGCUGAGAGGACUCUUCCGCCAGGGACUCCAGUGUAAAGACUGCAAGUUCAACUGCCACAAGCGGUGUGCGUACAAGGUCCCAAACGACUGCUUAGGGGAGACUCUCGGUAAUGAGUACAUAUUAAGUCCAAGCACAGACACGGAGGUGCCGAUGGACUACAGUAAUGAGUAUUCUGACACUGAUAAGUCAUCUCUAAUGGACGACUCAGACGAGGCCUGCAGUAUCCCCGGGUCUUUCUCCCCAGACAGCAACCAGGAUGGAGCCAGUGGAGACCAAAGUGCUAAUAUUCCUCUGAUGAGAGUAGUGCAGUCGAUCAGGCAGACCACACGUCGUUCUAGCACAGCCAUCAAGGAGGGCUGGAUGGUGCACUACAGCAACAAGGACACACUGAGGAAGAAACACUACUGGCGCCUGGACUGCAAGUGCAUCAUCCUAUUUCAAAACGACACCACCAACAAAUACUACAAGGAGAUCCCGCUCUCCGAAAUCCUGGAGGUCUGUCCGGCAGGUGAUUUCUCUCUGGUCCCUCCAGGCACAAGCCCCCACUGCUUCGAGAUCAUGACGGGUACCAUGAUCUACUUUGUUGGUGAAGACCCCAACACCACCCCGUCUCCGUCAUCCAAUGUCUCUGGUCUGCCCAUCUCCACCAUCCCCAGCUGUGUUGCGCCCAACAGUGGGGUGGGACGAGAGUUUGCCAAAGGAUGGGAGACUGCGAUACGUCAAGCCCUCAUGCCAGUCAUCUUCCAGGACAACCCUCCAGCAGAAGGUCAUGUUCCUCACCGGCAGGCAUCAGUCAGCAUCUCGGUGUCUAACAGUCAGAUUCAGGAGAACGUGGACAUUGGAAUGGUCUAUCAGAUCUUUGCUGAUGAGGUUCUGGGCUCUGGACAAUUUGGUGUAGUGUAUGGAGGAAAACACAGGAAAACUGGCCGGGAUGUAGCCGUAAAGGUGAUCGACAAGCUCCGGUUCCCCACCAAGCAGGAGAGCCAGCUGAGGAAUGAAGUAGCCAUAUUGCAGAGCCUGAGACACCUGGGUAUAGUGAACCUCGAAUGCAUGUUUGAGACGCCGGAAAAGGUGUUUGUGGUGAUGGAGAAACUUCAUGGUGACAUGCUCGAGAUGAUCUUGUCGAGUGAGAAAGGACGACUUCCUGAGAGGCUCACCAAGUUCCUCAUUACGCAGAUUUUGGCUGCUCUGAGGCACCUUCACUUCAAAAACAUAGUGCACUGUGACCUCAAGCCCGAGAAUGUGCUGUUAGCAUCAGCAGAUCCUUUCCCACAGGUGAAGCUUUGUGACUUUGGUUUUGCUCGCAUCAUCGGAGAGAAGUCUUUCCGUCGUUCGGUUGUUGGCACGCCGGCAUAUCUGGCCCCCGAGGUCCUGCUGAACCAGGGUUACAAUCGCUCUCUGGACAUGUGGUCUGUAGGUGUGAUUAUGUAUGUCAGCCUGAGUGGAACUUUCCCCUUCAAUGAAGAUGAAGACAUCAACGAUCAGAUCCAUAACGCCGCCUUCAUGUACCCACCCAACCCAUGGAAACAGAUCUCUCCAGAAGCCAUCGACCUCAUCAAUAACCUGCUGCAAGUGAAGAUGAGAAAACGCUACAGUGUGGACAAGAGUCUCAGCCAUUCCUAUCUACAGGAUUACCAGGCCUGGUUGGACCUCCGAGAGCUGGAGUCGAAGCUCGGGGAGCGCUACAUAACCCACGAGAGCGAUGACAGUCGUUGGCAGCAGUACGCCCGAGACCACACGCUGCCCUACCCUGCUCACCUGGUGCCCCCGCCACCCGCCUCCGACGACGACGAGCUCGAGGGAGCGGAGGACGCAGACAUGCAGGGGCUGACGGAGCGCGUUAGCAUCCUCUGAAGAAGAAACCGAGGAGAAUGAGAGGAAUGAAGAGUACCUGCUCGAACUCUAACGAUUUUUUUAGUGCACCAGGAGCGCAGGAAGGCCAUCUCUGACCUCUUUUCAGCCAGGACUGCUGCUGAUCUGUUUGCUGGGAUGCAGAUAUUAAGGUUGGGAAGGAACUGUUCAUUGUAGUUAUGUGCACAACAGAAACGGACUGUUUUUGGGUUCGACUUUCCCCUAACUAGACGUCUUUUUCAAGGUACGGUCACAUUUACCGGUAUUCUGCGUAUUUUCGUAGGCGAAACCCAGUCAGUUUAAUGGAAAAACACUCUAGAGGUAACUUAGGUUAGGACGAAAGAUUUCAUCAUGCAGAUUUCGCAACUGGUUCAAGUUGGUCGCACGCGUUCGCCACGUUUACCAAGAGACGGCUGCUUGGUUUGAAAGUGAAUUCUGUGUAAAUGGAACUUCAUAAACGGAAAGUUUGCUAAUGUGACCGUGCCUUUAGGGGACAGUAGAUACUGAGACGUGGUUUUUAAAAUUUUCAAUAUUUGCCACAUUUUAAAAACUUUCCAAGAAAUUUGAAAAAAAAACAGCACAAGAUGCGACACAAUGGCGAGAAACGUUUUUCUGAACGUGUCUUUCGUGGUGCUUUGAAGGCGAUGAAUAAACUAUGUUUAAAGAGUUUUAAUGGUCAAAACUAGGGUAUGGUCACAUUUACCGGUGCUCCUUACAAAAUAUGUGGCCGGAAUCCAGUCAUUUCAAUACGAAUCUUUAAAAUCGGGAGUUGUUACUUCAACAGACUGCAUUCAAGUUCGUGCGAAUUUGCCGCAAUGACCGAAAGAAAGUUGAAAAAAGACUUCUGUGUGAACGGUGCUUCAUGCACGGACAAUACUUUUUUUUUUCUUUUUUUUUGCACACAAAAUUUCACCCAAAUUUGUCAUUGUGACCUAAACUGCUAAAGCGCGACAUGCGUUUAACAUGCAAAUUAAAGUAGCGGAAAAAUCUGUAAAAACGUCAGUCGAUAAAUCAGCAUGACCCAUCCCUAGUUUGUUUCACGAUUGAUGUCAAGCCGAUAAUCUCCAGGUCACAGGCAGUGUAUUAAUAAUGAUACAAACGAAAAGGAAAAACAAAAAACGUAUCUAUUAAUCUGGACUUUUUUUUUUUCAUUUUUUGCUCUGUGGUUAGUUUCAGAUCCACUUUUGUUGCAUAUUACUGAGAACCUUUUUGCAAAAUAACCUGGAAGAAAUCGAAGAGUGGUGUUUUCCAGUAUCGUCAGUGAUUUGCCCUACAGGAACAGACAACUUCAACUCUGAGAAUGGAUGUUAUCUUAUGAGGACUGAUAAGCAGGCUGCCCCUCGGCCUUAUCAGCAUACAAAACGAUUGCACAAAGGCUACCUAGACCGAUCAGCCGCCGUUAGCUAGUCCUAGCUGUGCUCGAUGUGUAUCCUUAUUCCUAACUGACCCUAGACCUGAGCAUUAGGCUGCAUGUCACUGAGAAUUAGGUUUGCUUGAAACUUAUUGCUAUGAAGGACUUUUUUGUACACAUGUAACCUUAGAAAUUCUGAUGUAGUUUGUGGGAGGUAAUGUCGGAGCGUUUCCAGCUGGUAUAAUAAACACGGUGAUGCAUAAA
This is a messenger RNA of Puntigrus tetrazona (Sumatra barb), 5002 nucleotides long. RefSeq names its product protein kinase D2 (gene prkd2). The record is from RefSeq and is a predicted model, not a curated record. Bases 595 to 3390 code for a protein of 931 amino acids. Gene Ontology annotation, biological process: protein phosphorylation. NCBI's taxonomy places the organism in Eukaryota, Metazoa, Chordata, Actinopteri, Cypriniformes, Cyprinidae. Gene Ontology annotation, molecular function: protein serine/threonine kinase activity; ATP binding. The transcript has 18 exons.